Lithohypha guttulata is the source of this 1800-nucleotide messenger RNA. RefSeq lists its product as uncharacterized. The record is from RefSeq and is a predicted model, not a curated record. Bases 1 to 1800 code for a protein of 599 amino acids. Gene Ontology annotation, molecular function: chromatin binding; phosphatase inhibitor activity; transcription corepressor activity. Gene Ontology annotation, biological process: negative regulation of transcription by RNA polymerase II; negative regulation of phosphatase activity. The transcript has a single exon. Lineage: Eukaryota; Fungi; Ascomycota; Eurotiomycetes; Chaetothyriales; Trichomeriaceae.
AUGCAUGACGUGGACAGAACUCUCGUGGAUAAAGUCGAAUCACAACGUGCAGAACUCGAGAGCAACGUGGCAAAGUUGCGCAAAGCGCUCAAUCACUGGCAGACUCUAGAGCUUGACUAUGAAGGGUUGAAAGAGGAAUUCCAGGAGUUACCCGAGCAGACGACUAAGCGGGAAUAUCUUGAUGCGGCGCACGACUUCGCACCACACAUAGUGGACGACAAGGAGUUGGAAGAUUUAAUCGAGCCCAGUAAAGGUAAACUUCGGCAGCCUAAGCAGGUUGUCGAUCUUCUGUCGAAACGAACCGAGUGGGUGUCGAGGAACAUUACGAGUUUAAAGGCACAAAUCGCGGACUUUGAGAAGAAGCACGAAUCUGGGCAUGACGAACACGAACAAGAAACGACCUUGCCAGUUGCUGAGAUUACCGAAGAAUUGGAUGACCAGGGAAAUGUGAUUUCGAGCACGAUACAGCCACAGAGCGAGUCCGCCUCAAAAGUCCUCGGCAUCUUGGAAAAAGAAAAGGUUCUGUCACAAGAGGCCCGAAGUGAGCCGCAAGCCACGUCUAUAGGCAAACAGCAGGUCAAAGACGAAAACAUAGAGACUGCCCAGGAUGUUUCUGAGUCACUCGACAGCACGGAGGAGAGCGCAGAAGCCACACUCACUGACGGGACAACUGUGCUGCCGAGCUCGUAUGACGAGGUCAUGAAUCCGGACGACACGGAGGAAGAAGCUCAAAUCAGAAAAGAGAUGCUCCAGUACGAUGCGCUUGCGGAAGUAGGAAACAUUGUUGCGGAAUUGGAUUUGGCCGAAGGCAGCGACAGUUUUAGAGACGAUGGAGAAUUUUCGGAAGACCCCAGUGAUGCUGAGGACGAUCAUGACGACGACGACUCUUGGGACGACGACGAUGACGACCUGGAAGAAGAUGAGGAGGACGAGUAUGGUCGGGUCAGAGCACCACGAUAUACUCAGAAACAGCGGCAACAGAUGGAAGAGCUCCAGAGACGCCUCGGCUUCCAGAUGGAGAACGUCGGUCCCACGCCCGAUCUUCCUAAAGAGGUUCAGGAACAGAUCGAAGUACUCAAACCAUUAGAAGCGCAGCAAUAUCUCGAAAGCCUACCGCCAAGCAUAAGGAACCAGCUUACACAGAGUCAAGAUAGAAAGAUACCUCCCAAGGAAGCUGCACGUAAGGCGGCCAUUGCUCGUUACGAAGCAUCACAGGAUGGCGUAGAAAAGAAGUCCAAGACAGCGAACACGAGAGAAAAACCGAAAAAGUCUGUCGCGUUUGCACCGGAGCUCGAUAUUGCAGAAGAAGCCAAAGCUCAACAGCCAAAAACAGCAACGACCCGCGAAGUUGUGAUCGAGCGUUCGGGCUUGGCUUCGAAUGGCCCUGCAAAGAGACCACCACAACCCACGGCUGGUAAAGCGUCACGUUUCAAAACCGAUCGCGCCUCUCAUGCGCAGGCUUCCAUACUACCUCCACCAAUGGAGCCGAAGCCGAAGCAGGACUCUGAUCUUGGUCCGCCGGGUAAGACUUUGAGCGAGAAUCUUGUCGAACGGUCAAUUGCUGUAGAUGCAGCCCAAGCACCUGAUCCUGAUGACUUCGAUGAAGAGCUUCAAAAAAGACAAAUCGCGUUGGAGCACCAUCAGUUGCGGAACCGAAAAAUCCACGAACAAGGCGGAUACGUAAAAAGCGGGGAGGACGAGAAUUGGGAUGAGGCGCAUGCCGUGCCUGAAGUCCUGGACAGGAUCACUGGUCAGCCGAGAAAGAUCAGCAGAUUUAAGGCUGCUAGGUUGAGGUCGUGA